This is a messenger RNA of Sycon ciliatum, 2984 nucleotides long. Its product is annotated as mRNA cap guanine-N7 methyltransferase-like. The record is from RefSeq and is a predicted model, not a curated record. Lineage: Eukaryota; Metazoa; Porifera; Calcarea; Leucosolenida; Sycettidae. Gene Ontology annotation, biological process: 7-methylguanosine mRNA capping; RNA 5'-cap (guanine-N7)-methylation. Gene Ontology annotation, molecular function: mRNA 5'-cap (guanine-N7-)-methyltransferase activity; RNA binding. The coding region runs from base 86 to 2104 and encodes 672 amino acids. The transcript has 10 exons. Gene Ontology annotation, cellular component: nucleus.
GUUUCGUGGUCAAUUUUCAUUCAUUUCUUGUAUAGUAGUCGUAACACGCCUCAGAGUCUUUGUGGAGGACUCAGGUGUUGUAAACAUGUCUUCUGAAAGUGCUGGCGGGGAGGGAAAUAAUAAACAGGAACAAGUCUUCACCAAUCGAUACACCGAUCGCGAUGAAGAUUUUGCCAAGACGUCAACUGCUUCAUCACACCGUCUUGUGAUGCACCAAUGGGUCAAUGACAAUGCGGCAGCAUCGCAGCAUCACGCUGCACAGCACAACCGUCACCACUCCGAUAGGGACCACCACCGCGGCGGUAAUGUAGAUCGCCGGGACAGGCGUUAUGAUCGCCACAGUGGCCAUCAUCAUCAACGUCAUGACAAUUGGCACCCUUCCCGAGAACACCACCACCCGCAUGAUCACCACCACCGCCCGCAUGAUCACCACCACCACCAGCACGACCACCACCAGCACCAGCAGCACCACCGCCACCAGCACGACCACCACCCGCAUGAUCGGCGACAUUACCAUGACAGCAGUUACGAUCGUCACCGCCGUCACGACUCUCAUGAUCGCUAUCAAGAUCAUCGUGGUGAUUACCGUGGUAAUGAGCAUCGUCAUCAUCAUGGUCACCAUGACAGCAGACAGCAGGCGUAUGAUCAUCACCAAGAGCGCCACUAUCAGCGAGAAAGAGAACCUCGGCAUUCCCGUCAUGAGAGACACUAUGAGAGGAAUAUCCCAAGAGCACAUCAUGAAAGAACCGAACCGUCCAGUAGGGAACAUUCCAGCAACACUAACCAUGACAACAUAGCAGCAACAGCACCACCAGCACCACCAGCAACAGCACCACCAGCAACAGUACCACCAGCAACACCAGCAACAGCAACAGCAGCAACAGCAACACCAGCAACAGCACCACCAGCAACAGCACCACCAGCAGUGGUGGUAGCCACAUCCAUGGAAGUCACAUCUACAGCACAUGCAUCGUCACCAGUAGCAGCAUCGCCAGCAGCACAGGUAACGGGCUCUACCGGUACUACUCGAAAUAGCGAUGGCGAUGAACCCUGUGCUGUGAAGCAUGAUGCUGUUAGUGAACAGGCCAGCGUGGAACGGCCCAGUGUUGAACAGCACGAUGGGGAGCAAAAGACUGUUGAAGAUGGUGAAGCAGAAUCAUGUGCAAAUGCUAAGGACGUGGCAGCGUUUUACAACCAGCUGCCACAGCUUGGCCUUGCCAAUCGUCAGGAGAGUCCAAUCAUUCAGCUGCGCAGCAUGAACAACUGGAUCAAGAGUGUGCAGAUCAAGAAAGGCGUGCACCAGUUGCCUCAUGGCGGCGGCCGGCACCUGCGUGUGCUGGACUUGUGCUGUGGCAAAGGUGGUGACUUGCUCAAGUGGCGCCAGAGUAAUGUACAGCACUUGGCUGGUGUAGACAUUGCUGAGACGUCCAUUCAGCAGUGCAGCCAGCGCGCUCGUCAAGCUCGCCUGAAGUUUUCCACCGAGUUCCACGCAGCUGACUGCACCCGGGUCAACCUGGCAACAGUCCUGAACGAUGGAGCCGAGGGCAGGUUUGACGUGACGAGCUGCCAGUUCGCCGUGCACUAUGGCUUUGAGAGUGAAGCGCAGGCACAGUGCAUCCUGGACAAUGCUUGUCAAGCUCUGAACAAGGGUGGAGUCUUCAUUGGAACUGUACCCAACUCUAAUCGAUUAGUGUGUCGUCUCCGUCAGGAAGAAGGCUAUUCGUUUGGCAACUCGGUGUACAGGGUCAGCUUUGACGAAUCGCUGGACAAGCAAAACCUGCCCCUGUUUGGGUGCAAGUAUCACUUUCAACUUCAAGGCGCCGUUGAUGUUCCCGAGUAUCUUGUCUACUUUCCUUUACUUUGUCGGUUACUUGACGAACGCCACGACAUGGAGCUAGUCUGGCAAAAGCCAUUCCACGACUUUGUCAACGAGGAAAAGGAAGAUCCCCGUAACCGAGCUCUCAUGCAGCGCAUGAAAUGCCUUGCUGUGGUGAAGGGCAGAGAUGUCGGCCUGGAUCAUGAUGAUCUUGUGGGCUCCAUCAGUGAGGAUGAAUGGGAAGCAAUCGGUCUCUACACUGCGUUCUGCUUUCAAAAAAGACAGUGAGUUAUCCUUAUCGGCCGUGCCAAGCGGCAGGACAGAGUGAAUUGUUUGAGAUUCUUCUGAUACCUUUGAACUGGACCUGCUCGUGCUCUGCUGCUCGUAUCUGUUCAGUCUAGUCCCAUGUUUUUCUUCGGCCACUGAGGUGUCGUAAUAAAUAAAAAAACGGUACUGUUGCUUGAUAUGUAGUCCACCCUCAUCAAGUCAUCAUACCAGCCUGCAGUGAUGUGUGGUCCACCCUUAUUACACUCUCAUCAUACCUGACUACAGUGAGGUGUGGUUCACCCUUAUAAUGCCGGACUACAGCUGAUAAUUAGUUAUUUUAAAUGACCUUGUCUAGUAAUAAUAGUUCUUUACUUUGUCAGACUUGAGCUAUUCUCUCGUAUUUUUUAACUGCCUUGCAAAUCAAUGAAUCCUAAUCACUGCUGCAUUUGAGGUGCCCCCCUUUUUUAUUUAAAAAUUGGCUGGCAUUUUGUGCUAUUAUUAAUUUUCUUUUUCACCUGCAUUUUAUGGUGCCAUUGUCAGUCUGGGGCAGAGGCUGACACCUAGUUAUGUAACAUUGUCUUGAUCAACCGAGCGAUAUCGGCUUCUCCUGAGAACUUGACCAGUGUUAUUUUUUUCCCAGUUUCAUAGUGCGAUCAGGUUUUUUUUUUAUCCUCAAACGAUCAUCACAUCAUGUGAACAGCAACUCUACAAAUUUAAUCGUACUUUGUACUUUGAAUCUCCCAUCAAGAACUAUUUUCCAUCUCAUGAACUGAUGUAUACCCGGUAGUUUGCAGUACUCUGAACACACCGCAAGUAUAGGUACAAUUGUGAUGUUCUUCAAGUAUUUUUGUCCGGCGAUGGCACAGCUAGAAAGAGCAUGUGAUACAGUGUACCACGAGUG